Parathielavia appendiculata is the source of this 974-nucleotide messenger RNA. RefSeq lists its product as uncharacterized. The record is from RefSeq and is a predicted model, not a curated record. Bases 192 to 824 code for a protein of 210 amino acids. NCBI's taxonomy places the organism in Eukaryota, Fungi, Ascomycota, Sordariomycetes, Sordariales, Chaetomiaceae. The transcript is spliced from 3 exons.
GAGGUCCAGUAAGGAAUGACACAAGAUCCUUGCAGAAGCCAAGCCUGAGGACAGAGCAAAAAGUCGGUCCCUGUGACAGAACCCUUUCGUUGUCCGGCCAGUAACUAGCGAACAGCAGCCGUCUUGCGGUGAGACAGCUGCCUUGUUGACACUUGAUCGUGGCUCUCUGCCUUCCGGAUGGACGACGAUACAUGGCACUGCUGCAGAAUAGCGGGGUCCAAGCCCACGCCGCCCGAGGCAACCCGUCACGUUCCAAAUUGAGUUCCAAGGAACCUGGAAGUCAAGGCGACCACCGGGCAACCUCUGGCCUUGCUGAGUCAAGCCCGGCGAUUUCUCAUCAGUCAGAGAUUCGAAAUCCAUCGAGCCACUUCGGCCGACGCAGUAUUCCAUACGCUUCAUCUUGGUUUUCCUGGCCGGUCUGGAUUGGCACAUGGGCAGUGUCCUCCAGUUACAUCGUCCCAUGGCCCUGCAGUCAGCCCUACCAGUGCCAGGUUCUCGUCUCGCGGGGGGCCAAUGCAAGCCCAAGCGGGCAGUGGCUUUCCGGGAAAGCGGGACUCGGCUGUCUUCAGAUCAAUGUUACUCCAGAUUCGACCUCUGCAGGAAGAUGCAGCAAAGAAGGCGGUUUGCCAUUGGGCUGGCCGACUCCGGGCCUGAACCCACAACAUAUGGGUGACUCGUGGGAAAUACGCAGCUGGACCAGACUGCCGGAGCGUCUUGUAAACUGCCUUCGACUUUCCCAGUACCUUCCUGCCGUGGAUCGGACAUCAGCACUACCAAAGUCAGCUUUUGAACAUAGCCUCGUCACGCCGCACGCCAAAAGAUGACCCCAUCCGCCUGCCGCAACCGCCUCGCAUACCGGCUCUGUUUCGUUCUAUUCACUUUGUCUGCAGUUCUGCCGUCAUCCACAGCGGAGGGAUCCCGGCCCACCAACUCCCGUCCUCGACGUCACCGCUUGGACUCUCCAAGUCGCACGC